Molecule: messenger RNA, 1002 nt
Organism: Aphanomyces invadans
Lineage: Eukaryota; Oomycota; Saprolegniomycetes; Saprolegniales; Verrucalvaceae
Exons: 1
Coding region: 1-987 (328 amino acids)
Molecular function (GO): hydrolase activity
Source: RefSeq, a predicted model, not a curated record
AUGCCCAACUUGGCGUCGAAAACUGCUUCGAGCUUCUUUGUCUUUGGCGACGUCGGCACGUGGGUGACGGCCACGAACGGAACGGGUAUCCCUGGCCGAUCGGCUGGCACGCUCCAGCGAGUGGCGCAAGACCUGGCUCGAGGCGACCGCAACUACCAAGCCGUCUUGCACGUCGGUGACAUGAGUUACGCAGACAGCGUUGGAUACGUCUGGGAACAGUUCAUGACGUUGAUCGAGCCGGUCGCGUCACAAGUGCCGUACAUGGUGAGCGUCGGGAACCACGAGUACUGCUACUUGGACAGCACCAAGGCAGUCGACAUCUCUGGUGAAACCAAGACAUUCUACGCUGACAAGCCCAAGGCGAGCUCCAAGGGCGAAUGCGCCGUCCCUACGGUCCAUCGUUUCAACGUCCCCGACAAUGGCAACAAGGUGUUUUGGUACAGCUUUGACGCUGGCCUGGCUCAUCACGUUGUGCUGAGCAGCGAGCACGACUUCAAUGCUGGCUCGCGCCUGCGUACGUGGCUCGAGGCGGACUUGGCGGCAGUCGACCGGUCGUCGCGGCCUUGGCUGUUUGUUCACUUUCAUCGGUCCAUGUAUGUCUCGAUGGACGGGACGGCGUCAUACACCAACGUCCUUCGCCCAUCGCUGGAGCCUGUGUUGAAGAAGUAUGGUGUCGAUGUCUUCUUUAGCGGCCACACGCAUGCGUACGAGCGAUCAUGCCCCGUGUACAACCAAGUGUGCGUGAGUGGCGCCAAUGGUGAAGCGAAGGGGACCGUGCACGUCAUGAUUGGAUCGGGCGGCAAGGCCCUCGACCCCGAGCCGUGGCUCCCCCAGCCGUGGUCCGCCAAGACGUUCAGAGAAUACGGGUACGGCCGCUUCCAUGUGAAAAACGCUACCCACGCCCAAGUCGAGUACGUUCUCAACUCGAACGGAUCGGUGGCUGAUAGUGCCUGGAUCGUGUCGGACCACAAGUGGCACCGUGCUUGAAGUGGCUCCGACGUC